This is a messenger RNA of Nycticebus coucang (slow loris), 1343 nucleotides long. Its product is annotated as NADH dehydrogenase [ubiquinone] 1 alpha subcomplex subunit 3-like. Lineage: Eukaryota; Metazoa; Chordata; Mammalia; Primates; Lorisidae. Gene Ontology annotation, cellular component: mitochondrial inner membrane. The coding region runs from base 1 to 255 and encodes 84 amino acids. The transcript has a single exon. The record is from RefSeq and is a predicted model, not a curated record.
AUGGCCGCUGGAUUUGCUGUCUUCCUCAAGAAUGCUUGGGCCAACAAGCCAGUGCUGGUUGUGCCCUUCACCGUUGGGGGCCUCACUAUAAUUAUGCCGAUGCUCAGCCCCUACACCAAGUACUCUAGCAUGAUCAACAAGGCCAGGCCCUACAACUACUCAGUGCCCAUCCAAGAUGAUGGGAACAUGCCCGAUGUGCCCAGACACCCCCAGAACCCCCAGGGUCCAAGCUUGGAGUGGCUGAAGAAACUGUGAGCACCUCCAUCCAUAGGGAAGGUGGAUGGAAGCACCUCCAUCCCCCUCCCUCAUGGCCCCCAAUAAAAACGUGAAAACCAAAAAAAAAAAAAGAAGAAGAAAUAAAAUAAAAGAUAGGAGCAUCUGUAGCUUAGUGGUUAGUGUGCCAGCCUCAUGCUCCAGGGCUGGUGGGUUCAAACUUGGCCUGGGCCUGCUAAACAAGCAAAAACAAACAAACAAACAAAAAAAUAGCCAAGCAUUGUGGUGGGCACCUAUAGUCCCAGUUACUAGGGAGGCUGAGGCAAGAGAAUCACUUGAGCUCAGGAGUUUGAGGUUGCUGUAAGCUAUGACGCUACAGCAUUCUACCCAGGGUGACAAAGUGAGACUCUGUCUCAAUUAAAAAAAAAAAAAAAGAGGGCGGCGCCUUUGGCUCAGUGGGUAGGGUGCCGGCCCCAUAUGCUGAGGGUGAUGGGUUCAAGCCCAGCCCCGGCCAAACUGCAACAAAAAAUAGCCGGGUGUUGUGGCAGAUGCCUGUAGUCCCAGCUGCUCGGGAGGCUGAGGCAAGAGAAUCACCUAAGCCCAGGAGCUGGAGGUUGCUGUGAGCUGUGUGAGGCCACAGCACUCUACCCAGGGCGAUAAAGUGAGACUCUGCCUCUACAAAAAAAAAAAAAAAGAAAGAAAGAAAGAAAAGAUAGAAUCAUAGUUAAUGCCCUACACUUUCCAGCUAUGUCAAAACUAUGUAUUUUGCAAAAUUUAGUCCCGACUUUUUUAAGAAUAAGGGCGGCGCCUGUGGCUCAAGGAGUAGGGCGCCGGUCCCAUAUGCCGGAGGUGGCGGGUUCAAACCUAGCCCCGGCCAAAAACCACAAAAAAAAGAAUAAAAACUUAAAAAUUCAGAUGAGGCACCUUAUGCAUACUUCCUCUCAACUAUACUCCCCUACCUCUCCCUCCAAACAAAGGCACUAUCCCGAUUGCGUGGGUAUCAUUUCAUGCAGGUUUUUAUGUCAGUAACACAUACGAAUGUAUGCAUAAACAAGGUAUGAUAUCACUUUGCAGGGGCUUACAUUUUGUAUAAAUGGUAUUACCCUGUGUACAUCCUUUAAUAUAGCUGG